Molecule: messenger RNA, 357 nt
Organism: Lathyrus sativus (Indian pea)
Lineage: Eukaryota; Viridiplantae; Streptophyta; Magnoliopsida; Fabales; Fabaceae
Source: the annotation of a GenBank genome assembly
AUGGCAAAGAGUGAGAUGAAAAAUGUUAUUAUGAUUAUGAUGAUGCUGAUUUUGGCAGAAGCUAGUUAUUCUCUUACGAGAGAGUCUCCGAAUAGUAUUGGCAGUGUAGUGAAAUGUGCUGGCGAAUGUGCUGUAAAAUGUGGAGAUCAUUUGGGAGAUGAAAUCAAGUAUGCAGAAUGUUUUGCUGGAUGUAUUAUAUUUACAUGCCAUAUAAUUUCAUUGCAGGCUGCAUAUGAUUGUACUACUCGUUGUGCUUAUUCAAAACUCAAUAAUAUUAAUACUGAUGCUCGUGAUGUCAAUGGAAUUGUCAAUUCGUGCUUCAAAACUUGCAAGGACAAUACAAUCAAUAAAUCAUAG